Messenger RNA from Passer montanus (Eurasian tree sparrow), 1040 nucleotides. It is a transcript of the gene CDKN2B, whose product is annotated as cyclin dependent kinase inhibitor 2B. Lineage: Eukaryota; Metazoa; Chordata; Aves; Passeriformes; Passeridae. Gene Ontology annotation, biological process: regulation of cyclin-dependent protein serine/threonine kinase activity; negative regulation of cell population proliferation. Gene Ontology annotation, molecular function: cyclin-dependent protein serine/threonine kinase inhibitor activity; protein kinase binding. The record is from RefSeq and is a predicted model, not a curated record. Gene Ontology annotation, cellular component: nucleus. The transcript is spliced from 2 exons. The coding region runs from base 64 to 624 and encodes 186 amino acids.
UAAACGGAAAAGAAAAAAAAAAUAACAAAAAAAAAAAGAGAGAAAGAAAAUCUUCUCCAAUGAAUGGAGGGUAAGAGGGCCGAUUCACCGGUGGGGCCCCGCUGGGGAGGUAUUUGUAGCAUGACGCGCCCGCGGCUUCCCCGCACCCAUGACCCCGCGGAUAAGGUGCACAAUCCACUUUCGUCGCGCCCGCAGCCUGCCCCGGGCCUGGGCGCUGGGCUGGCGCAUCCUCCGCCGCUUUUUCGGGGCGCUGGGGCGGCGCUGGCCGCGGCGCCUUGCCCUGCAGCUGGUCCUGCGGCGGAGGCGGCGCGGGAGCCCCGGGGCCAGGUGAUGAUGCUGGGCAGCCCGCGGGUGGCCGAGCUGCUGCUGCGGCACGGAGCCGACCCCAACCGCGCCGACCCGCGCACCGGCUGCCUCCCGGCGCACGAUGCGGCCCGCGCCGGCUUUCUGGAGACGCUGGCGGCGCUGCACCGCGCCGGGGCGCGCCUCGACCUCCGCGACGGCCGCGGCCGCCUGCCCCUCGACGUGGCGGCGGGGGGCCCGCAGGGGGCCGUGGGGCGCUACCUGCGCGACCCUCCGCCCCUUCCAGGAGCCGGGGGCGCCGCCGAGGGGGCUGCGCGCUGACCCGGCCCCGGCUUGUCCCCGCGUCCCCGGCAGCCCACCUCCCCCGCGAGCAUCCCCGCCGCCCAGUCACCAGCGAGCCGCCGCGGAUGGCGCUGCCGAUGUCCGUCUGCUGGGAAGAGCGCUUCUUUGUCCCGCUAUCGCCAGGGCCCCUCCCGUGAGUCCCGGGCACUCCGGCUCCCGCUUCUGCGAGAAGACACGUGCCGAGGUUUUCUCUGUUUCCUGAGAAAAAGAGGAAAAAAAUCCGAAACACAAUCAAGACUAGAGCUCCUGCUUCCCCCUCUCGUGAUCUCCGGCGGGCAGAGCACAAGCGCCAGACGGCUCUUUUAUACUCUAGCGGGAAAAAAAAAAAUAGAUAUAUUAAAUGUUCACCUUUUCCUCUUUUUUAUUUACAAUAAAGCUGCUUAGCGAAGUGAGAA